AUGGUCAAAGCCAGCGCGCCUGCGGUCAGCGCCGGCCCGGGCAUCUACAGCGCUACGUACAGCGGCAUUCCCGUCUAUGAAUUCCAAUUCGGAGCCGACCUAAUGGAGCAUGUUAUGCGACGAAGGCAUGAUGAUUGGAUCAAUGCAACUCAUAUAUUAAAGGCUGCUGGCUUUGAUAAGCCAGCCCGUACCAGAAUCUUGGAACGAGACGUACAAAAGGAUAUUCAUGAAAAGAUUCAAGGAGGAUACGGCAAAUAUCAAGGAACUUGGAUUCCCCUCGACUCUGGCGAGGCCCUCGCUCAACGCCACAGCAUUUACGACCGACUGCGACCCAUAUUCGAAUUCGUCCCUGGAAAUGAGAGUCCUCCGCCAGCACCCAGACAUGCAACCAAACCAAAAGCAUCCAGGGCCAAGCCGGUCCCGCCUCCGCCUCCAAAAUGGGGUGCGGGCGCUGUAAUGGCACGUCACGAAGAAUUUGACAGUGGAGACAUGAUGAUGGGCGAGGACGACACGCCGGACAACUUGACCGUGGCGUCGGCAUCUUACAUGGCAGACGACGACCAUUUCGACAUGUCCCACAUGUCAACGGGUCACAGAAAACGAAAGAGGGAGGAGCACAUGCAAGACCUCACGGAACAGCAACAUGCGGUAUACGGGGACGAGUUGCUGGACUACUUUUUGCUCUCUAGAAAUGAGCAGCCCGCCGUCAAACCCGACCCCCCGCCAAACUUCCAACCGGACUGGCUCAUCGACGCCGAAAACCACACUGCUCUGCACUGGGCGUCUGCCAUGGGUGAUGUCGACGUCAUCAAGCAGCUGAAGCGGUUCAACUCAAACAUCGCAGUAAAGAACAUACGCGGAGAAACUCCGUUCAUGCGCUCUGUCAACUUUACCAACUGCUACGAAAAACAAUCAUUUCCUGCAGUGCUGAGGGAGCUGUUCGAAACGGUAGACUCCAGAGACAACUCUGGCUGCACAGUCAUUCAUCACGCUGCCGUGAUGAAGAAUGGCAGAGUCUUCAGCCCCUCUUGUUCACGGUACUACUUGGAUCUCAUCCUGAACAAACUGCAAGAAAACGUGGAUCCCUCCACCUUCCAACAGAUGCUAGACGUGCAAGACAAUGAGGGCAACACGGCACUCCACCUCGCUGCUCAGAGAAACGCUCGCAAGUGCAUCCGCGCGCUCCUUGGUCGGAAUGCAUCAACAGACAUUGCCAACAACGAGGGCAUCCGAGCCGAGGACCUGAUUAUGGAACUCAAUGCCGCUAAGAAGGAACGUGGACCGCAACGAUCGUCUUCGCCAUUUGCGCCCGACUCACAGAGGCACGCCUCGUUCCGAGACGCUUUUGCCGACAGCAAGAAGAAGCCGCCGAUAUCCUUCCAGUCAGCGGCCGCGACCACAGUGCAAUCACGAAUUGCGCCGCUGCUCAUGGAAAAGUUUCAAGACUUGGCCAAGAGCUACGAUGAAGAAUGGCACGAAAAGGACGUCGCGGAAACGGAAGCAAGGCGCAUCCUGGCAAACACGCAGGCGGACCUGCACUCGACGCACCAGCAAAUUGCCGAGCUCGAGGCCCAACUCGAGACGGACGACGAGGCAGCCAAGAUGAUGGGGGAGGCCAACAGAUGCAAACAUCAGGUGUUGUCUCUGAUAACGCACCAGAACAGACUCCACGUUCACCAAGCGGUGGAAGGCGACAUGAACAGGGCCAAUGGCGACAAUGGCGAAAACGACUCGUACGACGAGAGGCUGUCCCUCGCGCGUCAGCUCAACUCACUAAUCAGCGAGCUGCGGCAGGCAGAAAGCGACUAUGUAGACGCUCUGAGCAUGGUGGGGACAGGAGACAAGAUUGAAAAGUACAGGAGACUGCUCAAGAGAUGUCUGGAUCAGAAGGACGGCGAGAUCCUCGAUUCGAACCUGGACAGCCUGAUUGAAAUGAUGGAGGAAGAGAGGGAGGUGAAUGAUGUGGACGGCGCGGCAGCAUCGGCAGGCGACCCCAUGGACUUUGGCGUUGGCGGCGUAUAG
Messenger RNA from Metarhizium album ARSEF 1941, 2022 nucleotides. RefSeq names its product ANK-repeat protein MBP1. The record is from RefSeq and is a predicted model, not a curated record. The transcript is spliced from 4 exons. NCBI's taxonomy places the organism in Eukaryota, Fungi, Ascomycota, Sordariomycetes, Hypocreales, Clavicipitaceae. Gene Ontology annotation, cellular component: SBF transcription complex; MBF transcription complex. The coding region runs from base 1 to 2022 and encodes 673 amino acids. Gene Ontology annotation, molecular function: protein binding; DNA binding; transcription regulator activity.